AUGGGGAAUGUUUUGCUCUUGCAGAAAUCAAGAGCUAGCAAAUUGAGCAACGAUUGGACGACGGCCCGGGGAUUCCAAAAUUCUGCGCCAGCACGUGCUGAAGAGGAACCUCACCUCAGAGCGGAUUGUCAAGUCAGCCCGGGGGUUUUUCCCGCCCCCACGCAUUGGUGGGAGAUCAACCAAAUCAAACACACACUCAGAGCAGAUCAAUACACGCCAACCCCACAUUCCGGAUCAGACGGGAAUGAAGAUGACAAGUAA
Puccinia triticina is the source of this 261-nucleotide messenger RNA. RefSeq lists its product as uncharacterized. The record is from RefSeq and is a predicted model, not a curated record. The transcript has 2 exons. Lineage: Eukaryota; Fungi; Basidiomycota; Pucciniomycetes; Pucciniales; Pucciniaceae. The coding region runs from base 1 to 261 and encodes 86 amino acids.